AUGCCUGACCCGUUAGCUAUGACUGCUCCUUGGUGGAUCGGCUGUUGCUUAUGUGCUGAGCUCAUUCAGGCUCGCUGGAGUUGGCGCUGUGCAUACACAAGGGGCGAAGACAGGAGGAAAAUAAUCCUGCUGAGAAGGAGCAGAAAUAUUUUUGUCCAGUUACCUUCCUCUUUCCCUUUUUAAUUUCUCCUCAAAGCUGGAUCUGUGGGUGUCUCAAGCUCUCUCUUUCCCUUUUUUUGGAAAGAGGAGGCUGUCCCCACCACCAGCAGCUGUUGUUUGGUGAGGGCAGGAGGUAACUCUGGGAAAGACGCAGUCCAGCUGCCUGGAUGCCUUUGGAUGUUAUGAUUGCUCCCUCUGAGGACCAGACCUGGCCAGACAUGCACAAGGGGCAGAUGAAGCUGAAAAUCAGGGUCAGGCGAAUGAAGGAGAGCAGAGACAUACGAGGGGGCUUUGCCACCUUCUCAUCUUGCUUCCCAGGACUCUGUGAAGGGAAACCAACUACCAUCCUGCCAAUGAGUAUCUCUCAGCCAUGCUUGCCAGUGGCCAAUGUUGGCCCAACCCGCAUCUUGCCUCAUCUCUAUCUAGGUUCCCAGAAAGAUGUCUUAAAUAAGGACCUGAUGACCCAGAAUGGGAUAAGCUAUGUUCUCAACGCCAGCAACUCCUGUCCCAAACCAGAUUUCAUCUGUGACAGUCACUUCAUGCGCAUUCCAGUCAAUGACAAUUACUGUGAGAAACUACUUCCCUGGCUGGAUAAAUCAAUUGAAUUUAUUGAUAAGGCCAAGGUUUCUAGCUGCCAGGUGAUUGUGCACUGCUUGGCAGGGAUUUCCCGAUCGGCCACCAUUGCCAUUGCAUACAUCAUGAAGACCAUGGGCAUGUCUUCAGAUGAUGCCUACAGGUUUGUCAAAGACAGACGUCCCUCCAUAUCACCCAAUUUCAACUUCUUGGGUCAACUUCUAGAGUAUGAGAGAAGUUUGAAGCUACUCAAGGCUUUGAAGGCCCAAGGAGAGAAAGGUGAAGGGGAAUCCCAGCAAGAAUACUUUGAGUCAUGUGAAGGUAACAGACCCCAGACUUUGUCUACCUCAGAAAAGCCUGAGGAGGUAUUAAAAAGCACAAUCUUGGAAACAUCCUCCAUUGACUCUGAGCGGUCAUUAGGAAUUUCAAAGGUUGUCUCACCGAUGGCAUUGCAGCAAGGACUCAAUGGGCUGCAUUUAUCUUCUGAGCGCAUUCAAGACACCAACCGACUAAAGCGUUCUUUUUCUCUGGACAUCAAGUCAGCCUACUGUCCUAGCCAAAGGCAGGAUGUCCCAGGUCCUACAGAAGUAGAGGAAACGCCCAAGCUUUGUAAGCUGGACAGCCCUUCGGGUCCCAAUGGUACGUGCCAGUUUUCUCCUGUUCCAGAUGGUUCUGACUGGCCCAGUGGACCUGACUUCAUUCUAGAGGCCAAAGUACGACAGCGACGGAAGCACAGGCACCAAGCAGGCUCCCCUGCCCAUGGGCUGAGCCUUAAUUUCAGUGGGGUGUGCGCCAUGCACAAAAGCACCAGCAUGGAGGACAGUCUCAAGCAGACCCUUCGGCUGAGCCUUCCCAGUGUAGGGCAGCAGCUGGCACAGCCAGCCACAACCCCGUCCUCUGCUGGGACUUGGGGGAUGCACUUGGAAUCCCCAAGCACACCUUCUGCUGAGAACCCCUGGUACUUCAGCACAGACUCGGCAGCAGGCAGCAAAGGCAGUGGGAGUGGGGCUCUGUUUGCCAGUACCACCACCUACUCCUCCUUCAGCUGCAGCACAAUCCAGGCAAGCUGUGAGAUCAGACUAAGGGACAAGCAACGAGGAGAGCAGCGAGAUGUGCGACACAGCUGGCACGAGGACACCAUGCCUGAGAAGCAGUUCAAAAGAAGGAGCUGCCAAAUGGAAUUUGAGGAAACCUUAUCAGAGAGCAGAUCUCGGGAAGACCUGGGCAAAAUUAGCAAACAAUCUAGUUUUUCAGGCAGCAUGGAGAUCAUAGAGGUGUCCUGAUUUUCACUGUGUGAGAUUUGAGAGCAAGUGUGGGUACAUCGGGUGUGGGAGGGGAAGGGAGGUAGGGAGGAGGAAGACUGGUGAAAUAUUUAACUGAGGAGAAGAAGGGUGUGGGUACGGGUAGGAGCAUUUUUUUCAUAUGCCCAUGUGCAUUUCCAAAGGGCAUAUCCGCUAAAAUGAAGGCGAAGCUAAAGGAAUCUGAAGUCAAGAAACAUAACGGUGCAUGCUUAGUGCCUCCUUUUGUUCCUACCUCCACACCACAACAAACCACAAUCACAUUCCCUUUUGGGUAGGUGGAGAGUGUAUUAACUCUUUAAAUAUUGGGUUCUUUUCUUUUGCAUGCAAAGGGUGCUUUCUCUUCCCCUUCAGAGGGAAUAGGGAGAGCUGAUGCAUGUCUCCUAAGGUGGGUUGAAAGAGAAAUGAGGGCAAAAUUUAAGCUUGCAAGUGAAAGUUUUCUUGGAGGAAAAUGGUUACUGUUUGAUCUGCAGAUUUGCAAUGGGAAGAGUUAAAGGGAAGCAGGUUCUUUUCUUUGAAGAGUGUACUACUAAUUAUAAUUAAUACAUUCCUAUCUAAUUUAUAGGAAGUAAUUGAGAUUUUGCCCAUCCGUUUCCAUUACAGAAGGGGCAUUUCCUUUCUAUUCCAUCAGGGUUGGACAAUAUAUUGGUGGCUCUUUCCCAGAUUCAGGUACAGAAACCUGGUGGGGCUUCUUUUCCAAGGCUCCCUUCUUCCUAUACUGAGCAUGGGCCUUUGUGUUUCUCUGGCUAGUAUUCUUUACUGCUGCUGUAUAGCAGUCCUAUAUAUAUAUAAAUAUAUAUUAUAUAUAAUAUAAAAGAGAGAAAAAAAACACAAAAAAGUUUAAAGGUUUUACUACAGUUUUUAUUGAGACAAAUAAUUUUCAACUUUUCUUUCUAAUUUAUUUGAAGCUGUUCAUUCUGGCAAUGAUUUUCAGACAAUGUAGGGGCAGUACUCCAGCUCUAUUUUUAUGUAUGUGGUAUUUAAAUCUGAAACAUGAGUUUCAAAGCAAUAUCUUAGGCCUGUGGCUCCUUCUAUGGCUUGCAUCAGUGGUGGAGGCACCCCCCAAAAGAGAAAAAGAGGUGUGUGUGAGUGUGUGGGUGUGUAUAUGGGCAUACGCUUUUUAUUUUUUAAAAAAAGUGAGAAAAUCUUCAACACAAACUGAGCCAGGAAUUCUUCUUAAUGCUUCUUUAUUUCCUUUUUCUAUCACACCUGCUAUCAAAGCCAUAAAAUCUCCUUCCUGGGUCUGAGCAGGGGAUAGUAGAGUUGUGGCUGCAAGAGUAGGCUUGGCUAUAAGAAAAAGGGUACCUUGAGUAAGAAGGGGGAGCAGACAACACAGGAGCUGUAUAUUCAAUUAUAUAUGUGCUGUCUGUAACGGGAGCACAUUAGAUGUGGACUCAAAUUAUUUUGGGAGGUGGGGGGCUUUUCAGAAGGCCAGAGUAUUUAUUUUCCCAGUAACUUAGGAGGACUGGCAGGCCAUACUCUUAAACCCAAGGGCAGGGUAUUCUGAAUGGCUCCUCUUGUUCAAACAGUAUUAAACCCAGCAUCUGUGGAAGGAGUUGGAGGUGGAAGAGAAGUUUGGGCCUAAGAUUGUUGAAUGAAAUGUUGCAGUACUAGAGUAAAAAUCUCUUAAAAUAUCCUCAGGGCUGCUUUAGGGAAGCAGCCAGGAGGCAGUGUCCUCCUACUACUGCAAGAACUGGCAUUCUAGCUUCAGUUCUCCACCCAAAAUCUCUGUCUCCUCUAAGUACUCAUUUACCAUCUAUCAGGGAUUUCUCAGUGAAUGCCAAUCAACCAGUGAGAGAACAGUCCAAAGACAAAGUUCGCUUAGCAGGUCAUCAAAGUGAACAGCCUUUCAAGAAAUGACAUUCUAGAAAGGACGUGGAAUAUUUUAGGCAUAAUGUGAAGAGCUUGCCAACCCACACCAAAUUCCCAUUUUCAUCAUCUAUCUUCUAAGCCUCUAGAAUGUUAUUAAGAACUUCAGUUCAGCCAGAGAUUUUAUUUGUCUUGACUUUAAGAGAGUAGUUUUAAUGACCGGGAUAAGAAAACUAGUUCUGAAAGCUUCAUCUAAAUAAGUCACUGGGAAAUAUUUGGAUGAAGUUCUUAGGCAGGUUUCUUAACUUUUUUCUCAUUAAGGAGAAAUGGAGGGAAGAUUUCUCUGGCACCUUGUAAAACAUGUAUAUCAUAAACCAGAAGAGGCCAUAGCCAGCUCAGGACUUUUUCACACUACAAGUGGAUAAUUGAACCACUGUUCCCAGUUGUAAAAAGUAUACUAAUAAAAUAAAGAAUGUAAAAUAUAUCACUUCUUACUGGUAGACAUCUGCUGCUCAAUCAACUUUAUAGUAGGGCUGGCCUCAGAUGAGGAAAAUGGUUUAACAUAUUGAACUGUAGGCUGAUUCAGAUGUAUUUCUGAUGUGAAGAUCGUUUGAAAAAUACAACACACUGCUGGUUGUCCAAUGGGGCAGGGGGUGUUAUUUGUAAGCCACUGACUGUGCGGAUGAGCUCAACCAAGCAGAGGGUCUCCAUCUCAGUGUGUCAUUUUCCUGGGAACCACUGGUGUGGAGGCUCUCCAUGUGACUGGGCUGCUUCACCUGGUAAGUAGUUGAUCAAUGUUACAGUCCCAAUGUUGUAUGAAAUAUUUUUUGAAGGUCUCUAUCAGAGGGCCAUGUUGUUUACAUUGCCUUUAACAGGUACAGAAUGGAACUUUAGGGCAAGCAAAAGGAACACGCAUGUCAAGAUAAUAUUGGCCACAAGUGUAAGAUCCCAGUCGAAACACAAGAGUGGGAAGAGAUGUUGCACAUUUUCAUUAUUGGCUACUCUGGACUUACUUGUUUAGGGCGAGCUGCAAAGGAAUCAGCUCAGCUCAUGAUACAGAGGCACCACAGGGCUGCUUCAUCUGUUUAAGAUAAAGGCACAGAACUGUCUCCCUGAAAGCACAUUUUUCUCUUUGUGUAUCUGAUUUUGCAUUGCUCCUUUCGUAUCACAUGCUGGUUUUUUUGAGCCAAUACCUCAGGGUUGUUUGUGUAGCUUUUAAAAGGAAAAAAAAAUCUUUUUAGUGCAUUUCUUUUCCCAUUUCUUUUCUUGUUCAGCUGUAUUUUUUUAAAAUACACAAGAUAAAAAUAACAAUCUCAGGUUCAAACUUUGCAAACAAAUAACAAACCACGGGGGAGCAGCAAUAACAUGUUCUUGCAUCAGGUUGUCUGUUUCCUGACCAUAGUAAUUGCUGUCUACUUUGCCAAGACACAAAGUAGAGAGAUCCUCAUUGUAUUUAUUCUACCACUGUCUGUUCCGAUUAGAUGCUGCAAGCUCAGAAGUGACCAUGUGGACCUGUGUGCUAUUUGGCAAAUAAUUUGCAGAGGGCCAUUGGACAGUGUGAUAGGAGAGAUUUAGUUAGGUUCUCACACUGGGAGUAUAAUUUUUUUUUUAACGUUGAAUUGUUAUGGUAAAAGCAAGAUAAUGUAUUUUGCUGCAGCUUUAUCAGAGUCUGGUUCUAUAUCCACAGAUGCUAAAAGAUAAAAUCCUCAUUUCACCUGUGAGCUUGCAUCAGAAGUGCAGAUGAAAAGUUCUUCUUUAGGAAUUCCUGAUCUUGUGAAUGUGUGAUUAAAGUAGGAUGAGCACUAACCAAUCAGGUUAAAUGAGCUGGAAUUACGUGCUCCUGGAUUCCUCUCAUUGAUAUUUAUGAGAAAAGUUCUGUUCAACUCCUUUCUGAGAAGCAUAGUAUACCCAUGGUCUCUGGCAAAUGUUAUUCCAAACCCAGGGAAUAAACUAAUUCACUAGUAAAUAUUCAACUAGUAGCGAUACCAAAUCUCUGUAUAACUUAAAAUUGUUUUAUAUUUGCUUCCUGUUGUUCCUCCAUAAAGUUCAUUAGGUAGCUCCAUUUUAUCAUCGCAACAAACUUAUGAGGGUUUCUGGUCUGACGUGUUUAGAAUUUCCACAGAGAAACCAACCUGCUCAUCUAAAGCCCAGAUCCUCCUAAGGUGACCCAAUUUCUGGCCUUCAUGCACAGGCACAGCAAAUUUGAAAACUUUGAAAAACCAAGUUUAUAAAUUCUGGCCCAUUUAAAAACUAUAUUUGUCUGUGUUGGGAAUAAUAUGACAAAAAUUAUUACACGUUUGAACCAAAGCAGUAUUCCACAUAUGGGCAAGAAAUAUUAAUAGGCAUAGUUUGAGAAAUUUCAGUUACUUUAGCUCUGCUGCUGAAUACUCAUUCCUUGAUCCUAAUUUAAAAAAAAAAAAUCUGCACUUAUCACUGAUAUUAUUCUGAUAUCAGUGCAGUGAAAGCAUGAUUCAUUCUAUUCCUCUUUAGAGGUAUAAACUGGGUUCAUGUUUAUAAUAUUCAGCAUAUAUUGGAAACCAGAAUAGUAUCCCUUUUAACUGCUUUAUAACAGACGUUUGGAGGUCUGGAGGUCCUAGAAAUCUCUUAUGCUUUAAAGGCAUGGCAGAAGAAUGUACCAAUUAAUCCUAACAAUAGAAUAAUAAACAUGAUUAAAAAUUCAAAGAUUCAGAGCUGCUACAAUUCAUUGUGUCAGAAAAGAAUCCAGAUUAGAUUAAGGUAACAAAGUUGGCCCUUUUCCAUCCGAAGGGGAAAAAAAUACUGUGAGACUUCUAUGAAAGUCAGAAGUUAAGGCCAGAUAGAAAGGGACAAAGAACAUUUGGGGAUUGUCAAGGGAUGGGAGGAUAAUCAUACAAAGAACAGUUUGUUUAAAUUGGUUAAAGAGUGAAGUUUUCCAGUGUUGUUCUGAUGUGCAUACUUUUCCUGUCUAGCUUGGAUAGGAAGUUUAUAUGCACCAUCUAACAAUUAGGAAAGUACUUUUGGCAAACGAUCUUUCAAUGGUGUCACAGCGAAAACAUCAGAAAUAGUUCACUAAUUUCAGUAAAUUCAGUGUAUAGUCUUCUGUAGGACCAAAAUUUGAUCCAGAUUAGCAUCGCUUUCUCUGAAAUCUUGUCAGGAAGAGAGCUUAGCAUACAGUUGUGAUUUGAUGUUCAUACUUCAGCUACAUAAACAUUCCCUAAUGUGGUUCCUUUCAGAUAUGUUGAAAUGGCAGUUUAUAGAAAUCCUAGGAACAAGGUCAUUGGCCAUUUUGGCUGAACUCUGUUGAGUUGCAGUUCCAACCCAACUGAAAAACUCCAGGUUAGGAGCUCAAUUACAUGUUCGUCUACAAUUUAUUCUGACUCACUAGCACUCUGAGUGAGAACUAGAGAAAGUCCCACAUGGGAACCAAGAGUCUUCAGAUAGGCUGAGUAAAUGGACAAUCAGGAUAAUGUAGAAAUGUUUGAUUUCUCUACCAUUCUAAAAUAACAUACCUUUCAGGAUGCCAAGGAGAUUUUUUGAGCUUGUUUAAAAUAAGGGCAAGAAGGAUCCUCACAUAUCUUAUUCUUGAAUAGAAUGUCAGUGCUAAUUUUCCUCAAAUAUAGCCAAAUGCCACGUAGGGCUCAAUAUUUGUAGAAAAAGUAGGGUUAGGUUAAUAAUAUAAUGCUAACCUUGAAGGCCAGGUUGAGAACCAUCUUUAUUAUAAAGCAGUUUGUUUUGGGUAGCAGUUAACUGCAACAGUAUCAGUUUCUUGCUGCUAACUCUCCAUCUCCAGAAUGAGGGGAAAGAGACAUGCUACUUUAACUUCACUUCAGGUACAAAAUUAUCCAUUUUCCUAGGUCUUACAUAGUGAUUUUCUGGCUUGCAGCACCUUUUUUUAAUUAUUUUUGCCCUGUGACAAAAAGUUUUGUUUUGCUUUGUUUUGAAGGCUUUGCUGUGAUUCUUCAUCCUUCUGCCUGUUUUAUCAUGUGUCUGUUCUGGUUUUAUUUAUUAUUUCUGUCCUCUUUGUUUCUUGUACCCCAUGUGCCGUUUUCAUGUCUCCUCUACUGGAUGCCAAUCCCUUAAAAGGAUAUCUUUCCUACUUUCCUCUGGAUCCUAAUGCUAAUGAUAAUAAGCUAUCAAUGUUGUAAUUGCAAUGUAUGGAUUAUAGAUUUAAGUAUUUAUUAUUAUAUUAUGUAAUUUUGCUUCUAUGUAUGUUGAUCUUUGUUUCUCUGUUGUGAAUAUAUACGGACCUUUCCCUUCUCCACCUGCCCUCUGCUUUCUCUGAUUCCAACUGUAUGUAAAGGCUAGUCAAUACUGUGGCAUGCGUGAUUGCCAAAUAGUAUACAGAAGGAGGUGGAGAAGGCCUUCUCUCAGGGAUAUUGUGUUCUCUUAAAAACUCUGCCAGACACUGAAGCUUCCUCAAAUCGACUAAAGUUUUGUAGGAAGAAAGAUAAAAGCUCUAACAUGUUUUAAAAUAAUAAAAAGUGCAUCAGGAGAUACAGAACAGCUCCUGUUUUUCAUCCAACAGCAGUUUUCCCUCUUCUGGACUACAAAUCCCAGCACCCCCAGCUAGGUGGGAAUUAUAUCCUUACUCAUCUGGUUGGUAUUAGGUUGGGAAAAGCAGCCACAGACUUGUUCCAUUGCAGACUAAUUUCAGGGCAGUGAUUUCUCCCACUGGAAUUAUAAUUUGAUGAGUGCUAAGAACUCAAAAUUGUUUGCACUCUGGAGAAAAUCUAAUUUCCCAACGUCUUUUCAAGUCAUGCUUCUGUAUCAAUAGCCAUCAUGCAGAUGUGUUUGAUCGAAACCAAAAGCAGUUAAAAAGAGGUCUCUAGUCUCCAAAUCCUGUAAUAAAACCCAGUUAAAUUUGAUUUUGUACUCUAGAAUUUUUGUCACCUUAGUAUUGUGAUUACAUUAGACAUUACAGGACAGAAGAGAGAGAGACCUUGUUCCCUUAUCUGAAAGUAAGAGCUCUUUCAAGUUAACAGUGUUCAGAAAUUGACAUCAAUAGCACGAAAGACUCAGAUUAUUUCAUUCUAAAGUUGUAUAGAUUUCACCCACUAUACAACUUGUAUAGUGGAAUAUUUGUCAUUAAAUGUAUUUAGUAUUAUUGCCCCAAUAAAAUUCAAAGCUACAACUAUUUUCUAUAUAGUUGCAGGUCAUGGGCAAGUCUAUCUGACUACUUCAGUAUACUGAAGCAAUUAUGACUGGUUCAUACACAGAACAAGUGUCCCUGUUUCCUCUCAGGUUUGUCAUAGAACCUGAAGUGGCUAAAACUACCAGGUGCAAUUCCUGUGUCUCUGGGAAUCGUUUAGAGACUGAUAUCCCAAUUUUCCUUUAUUGCUCAAUGAAUAGAAGUCAGUAUUGCAAAUUGUGAGCAAAGUGCGUUUGAGUCUUUCCUAUAAUCAUCUAUCUGCCACAAUGUUUUCCUAGCCAUCCUCAGUAGGAAUCAGUAGAAUAGCCACUCAACAAAUUAUUUUGAGAUUUUGGAGAGGAGGUGCAAAAUGUAUUUUCUGUUGCAGUAUGUUGCGUUUAUUUAUUGUUGCUCAGAAUUCUUUUGGAAAGAGUAGAGAAAUUGACUUAACUUUCUCAGAAAGCAUACACAGAAUCCCUUUUGGUCUCUUGUCUGUGGAUCCACAUUUAUAUUCUGCAAGUUCUUCUGCCUUGUAAACAACGGGAAAUUAUUUGACUAAGGGGUGAGAUGCUGAGCCUCUGACACAGGCAUGGAACUGAAGACCUCAGUCUGUGGAGAUCCUCAAACAAGAGAUGAGGAUUUUGUUCUCAGAUACAGCAAUUCAUAAGCAAAGAUUGCUGUAGGAAUGGAAAUUUGGAUAUAAACAUUUGUAUGUCCUGGGAAUGAAUUCUGAGUACCAUCUAGGAUGGGUGAGGGGUGUGGGGAAAUGACACUGCAUCUGGUCUCUGAGUUUGUCCUCUUCUUCUCUCGUGAUAACCAGACUACAUCCCCUUCUGCCUGCUAAAGGAAUGCUAACAUUGGAUGUUGCUUGGCAGGAUUGAGUGGUACACUCGGCCCCUGCGUUGACUUUAUUUAUUACUGAAGGCUGUAAACAGCAGCGCUUUUUACCCUCUCUUUCUUUUCCUUUCUUUUGUAUUUGGGAACAAUGUGUUGUAAUAAAUUCCUGAUAGAUGUUUUAA
Molecule: messenger RNA, 9965 nt
Organism: Python bivittatus (Burmese python)
Lineage: Eukaryota; Metazoa; Chordata; Lepidosauria; Squamata; Pythonidae
Gene: DUSP8
Product: dual specificity phosphatase 8
Biological process (GO): negative regulation of MAPK cascade; peptidyl-tyrosine dephosphorylation
Cellular component (GO): cytoplasm
Molecular function (GO): MAP kinase tyrosine phosphatase activity; MAP kinase tyrosine/serine/threonine phosphatase activity; protein tyrosine/threonine phosphatase activity
Source: RefSeq, a predicted model, not a curated record